[Torrubiella] hemipterigena is the source of this 2481-nucleotide messenger RNA. NCBI's taxonomy places the organism in Eukaryota, Fungi, Ascomycota, Sordariomycetes, Hypocreales, Clavicipitaceae. The record is from the annotation of a GenBank genome assembly.
AUGAACUCGUCGUCAGCCUCGGGCUCCGCCGGUGGGCAGCGCUCCCACUCCGGCAGAGCCCCAGGCAGCUUCUCACCACUCACCUCGUCAUCCACAUCGCCCAACAAACCAUCGCAGUCUCCGCGACCGCUCUCGCUCACUCGAAGAGCGCCGCCGCCUCUCAACAUGGACAACUUGCCCUCGGGCAACGAUGGCCCUAGCUCCGCCACCCUCACGACCCCGACCAUAAGCAUCUCCAAGAGAUCGCAGCGAGCCGGCUCUCCCGCGACUCCCAUCUACAACCAAUUCGCUUCCGCUGCCAGCACAUCCUCUCUACACAACUUUUCCCGACCGACAGGCUCGCCGCGGGUCGUCACACAGGGCACCUCAUCGCCUCUUGUGCGUGGCGAGACGAGACGAGUCACAGCCACCCAAGGCUCGUUCGAACCGACCAUGCCGUCGACAUCCAACCAAACAUCAGCAGCGGCUCUAACCGCCAGCCAAAUAGCAGCACAGGCAGCCGUAAUGUCACAUCAUAAAUCUGCUGGCACCAUCGCACACUCACGGCAGCGAUCGCAGACGGUUCCCAUGUCUACCGACAGCGGCGAUAGCUCUCGCCGAAGCAGCGGCAGCAAAGCGUCGGCCGGGCACCCGUCGCUACAAUCUGCAGAGACAGCGCCAAGCGGCCAGACAAACGGUGGUCUGGGCAUCAUGCAGAUGGACAGGCUAGGCAAUGCCAAUUCCACUGUCGCUACUACCGCUGCCAACGUCGUAUUCCCGCGAUCUGGCCAUACUUCACCAAAGGACGCCAACCAACCGCCGCCUUCACCGCUCCCGCUGCCUCCGCCAAUCCCGGUGUCAAUGCUAGAGAAGCCAAUCUCCAGAUCGGAAAAGGCAAAGUCUAAACUGUUUUCGCGCACGCCAAAGAUGCCCGCGAGCAAGUCCGACUCCAAGGAAAAGGCCCUGCCAAGCCCUAGCAAGAUUGGCUCCGCCUUGUCAGCGUUGCAGCGAGCCAACUUUAGCACAAGCAGUCUCGUAGACUCGUCCAAUUCUUCCAUUUAUAGCCUCGGCAACUCAUCGUCUGCCACAAUCCGCCCUGCUGACUCCAUGUUUGAGGACAAGACCAAGGAGAAGAAACACAACUUUUUGUCGCGGCAAAAGCAAAAGCUCAAGGACGAGUAUCAUUUAUCGUCCGUGGCUAGCAAUUCGCGGCCCACGGAUCCCAGUGCGCCAAGCAGCCUGUACAAUUUUCACUUGCCGUCGCUUCCGACAGCGACAAGUAAGAGCAAAAAGGACAAGAGGUUUGAGCGUUCCGAGAGCCGCCUGGACAAUGAGUCCACUUUCAACUUUGGCAGCGAUUGGAACGGGGGCAAUGCGUUCCCGUCGCUUUCGCAGACGUCGACGCAGGACUCUACGGAUCAUGGCAGGCUUGGACUACAGCCUCCAAACGGUCUUGAAGAGGCGCUGCCAUACUUGAAAAAGGUUGUGCAUCUCCUGUUUGAUCAUGAAGAUAUUCGCACACCGAUCGAAGAUAUUAAUCGGGUUGUGCAGAUGCACAUUCAGCUGUGCGUGCACAGACGAACGCCCGAGCUAGUGGUGGAAGACUUUCGAGAUCUUUUGGGCAACGCUUUUGCAUCGCUGGACCAGAGCUUACGAACGGCUGGCGAAGAUAGAUUUCUCCCUACGCUGGUUGACCUCUGGCUAUUCACAUUUGCUACGGUAUUGCCCUACUUACAGGCAGUCUUUUUGCCCUUGGACAUGGAGGUAGCGGGCCAUGGCAGCAUCAUACCAACAGAACAGGCCCGUACCCUCUGGCAAGGCACGGAGAGCCACAGCAAUGGCCAGGUCCGCCGCAAUCCCACCGAGAUCAACGUCAGAAUGCUGGUCCUCAAGUCGUACCGUGAUCUGGUGGUUCUUCCCCGCUACGAUACACUCAAAACCAUCUUCUCCCGCCUGUCGUUGGAGUUUCUCCCGGCUUCUCUAUCUGCUACGCCUGGAGAGCUCACCAUGUCUACGUCGCCGCCUGAGUUCUUCCCGCCCAUGGCGCCCAUGGCUCGUCCCGGCACAGCUGCGUCUCUUGACCCAUCAGUGGCCUCUUACAACUCCACAAGCUCUACCGCAUUUGGAGACAGCGGCUCGGGAUCAGGUGGUGGGCGUAGUCGUGCCGUGAGCAAUGUCAGCUACGUCAGCCAUGCCAGCGACGGCCACCGUCCGUUCACCCCGGGAGGCCACCAGACCCUGUCUAGCGUGCGCGAGCAAAACGUGGAGAGCUCCAAGGCCGUGACUGAGCUUGCUGGACGCAUGUUGCAGUGCAUGAGUGUCUUGUCGGGCCUCGGUGGUACAGACAAUGCUGAUGAUGAGGCUCGUAAGAAGCUUACAGAGCUGUGCCGAAUGCUCAAGCUCAAUUGGCUCGGACGAGGACGAACCGGACGAAACAGACGAGGCAUUGUAGGAGGACGAGUGAAGCGAGGCGAUGCUCGCGAGGAAGUACGCGUUGCUUAG